Molecule: messenger RNA, 1993 nt
Organism: Pelobates fuscus (common spadefoot toad)
Lineage: Eukaryota; Metazoa; Chordata; Amphibia; Anura; Pelobatidae
Gene: NUDCD1
Product: NudC domain containing 1
Exons: 10
Coding region: 83-1837 (584 amino acids)
Source: RefSeq, a predicted model, not a curated record
CUCUGUGGUUUUGGUCCGCUGUACAUUCUGCUGUGAUAAGUGAGGUUUCCAGCUGGGUUGUGGUGGUGUGAUCACAGAGACCAUGGCAGCUGCUAAUUGUUCCCUGAAAGUUAACAGGCAGCUUCUGGAUCCCAAGUUCGAGAGCUACAAGCUGUCUCUGGAUCCCUUGCCCUGCUACAAUGUAGAGCUGGAUGCUGCUGUAGCAGAAAUGAAGCUUCGAGAUGACCAGUAUACCCUGGAUCAUAUGCGAGCAUUUGGCAUGUACAAUUACCUUCACUGCAAUCCUUGGUUCCCAGACAGCGUGUUCUAUGUGGACCAGCUCGGCAGAGUUAUGCAUUUCUCAGUUACACUGGACACUGCCUUGGGAAAACCUACAGAAGUGUUCAGAUUUCCGAGUGAUUUGGGUGCCUAUGAGAAUCGAUUGUGUUCAUCUCUGUAUUUCGCAUCUUCUACAUAUGUUGCCCUUUCUGAUGGUACAGGGACGCUGUAUAUCAUUCGAGUUGGAAAGUCUGGGGACUCAAAGUCUGAAAAAUGGGAAAUUAUUUUUAAUCAAGAGCUUGGAGACGCCUUUGUUGUGGUUCACAGCGUUUCAUCAAUUCAGGCUGAAACUCAUGUUGUUGAUGUCCUUUUGCUCUCCGUUGAAAAAGAUGCGGUGGAUGUUGAGGGGAGCGGUUUCCAUGUGUCUAUGAAAUGGGUUACAAUAGCACAGAACAAAAGUGAAGAAAAUGGAAAAUAUGAAAUUCUAAAGAGUAGAAAGCUUCAAGGACGAUCUGUUCCACAUUAUGCGGCUAUUGAACCAGAUGGCAAUGGGCUUAUGGUGAUCUCAUAUAAGCCCAUCAAAUUUAUUGAUACACAAGAAAACCAACUUGAUAACCCUGAAGAAGAAAAAAUGGAAGAAGAUCCUAAAAAAGAGCCUCUUUAUUAUUGGCAACAGACUGGAGAUGAUGUGACCCUCACUUUUGAGCUGCCGGAAGGCUUCAAAAAAGAUGACAUUAGGAUGACCUUUUCUCCUGGCCAGAUUUGCAUCUGUUUAAAAGAGGACUCGUUUCUGAAGGGUCAGCUCUACAAUAUUAUCGACCAAGAAGGUUGUGCUUGGAUUCUGAAAGAUCAAAGGAGUGUGGAGGUUACAUUAGCGAAGAGAGAUGCAGGAUGUAUGUGGGCAGAGGUAAUUGUGGGUGAUAAACAAGGAGAAUUCAUUGCAGAUCCUGCUCAGUGUGCUGCGAUUGCAGAUCGACUAAUGCACCUUACUUCCGAGGACUUGAAUCCAAAUCCAGAUCUUGACAAACCCCCUUGUAAUGCACAGGAGCUAGAAGAAUGUGAUAUGUUCUUUGAGGACAGUACCAGUCUAUAUAGAUUUGAUGGGAACAGCUUGAAAGCAAGUCACGUGGUAAAUCUUGGGAGCAACCAAUAUCUAUUUUCUAUGGUAGCCACGCCAGAACUCAUGCCCUGCUUUGCCUUGCGCCAUGAUGUGGAUGCUCUUCUCUGGCAACCAAUUAUUUCUCAGAACGAUAAUCUAUGGGAACAUGUCUCCACUUUCAAUGCCCUGGGAUAUGUCCAAGCAUCAAAGCAAGAUAAGAAGUUCUUCACCUGUGCAUCGAAUUUCUCAUAUGCAGCUCUUUGUGAGUGCGUUCGUAGAAUAUUCAUUUACCGCCAGCCUACUCCGAUGGCCACUGUAUUGUUUAACAGGAAAGAGGGAAAACAUGUAGGGCAGGUUGCUAAGCAACAAGUAGCAAGUCUCGAAACCAAUGACCCCAUCUUGGGCUUUCAAGCUUCCAAUGAAAGAUUAUUUGUUCUAACUGCUAAGAAACUCUUUGUACUGAAGGUAAAUACGGUGUAAUUAACCGUUUCCAAUCACAUAGAAGCUCAAAGCAAUAUUCACUGAAAUGCCCCUUUAAGAGCUCUUUGAUCUCCAAGAUGAAUACAAAACAUGCAUAUUCAAUUUUUUUAAUGUUUUCAUAAUGUACGUGUAUGUUAAUAAAACCUUUAAAAUACA